Xenopus laevis (African clawed frog) is the source of this 2904-nucleotide messenger RNA. RefSeq names its product lysosomal protein transmembrane 5 L homeolog (gene laptm5.L). Gene Ontology annotation, cellular component: endomembrane system; lysosomal membrane; membrane. The coding region runs from base 83 to 892 and encodes 269 amino acids. The transcript has 8 exons. NCBI's taxonomy places the organism in Eukaryota, Metazoa, Chordata, Amphibia, Anura, Pipidae. The record is from RefSeq and is a predicted model, not a curated record.
AAGAGAUACAGGAAGGAAGUGAGGCAGAAUUAACAGAGAAUCAGAAAGAAGCUGAAACAGUCACCAAGCAAGAGAAGCAGAUAUGGCACCAAAAUCUUCUAAUGGCUCCAAGAUGUCCAGCUGCUUUAAUUCCCGAACUGUAGCUCACACCUUGUCUCUAUACCAUAUGGUGAUGAACAUUCUUCUUUUGGUUGAAAAAACUCUUGAUGUGAACAAGAAGAAAGACAAAUACAAUCCUACUGUAGAAGUUCUUUCCAGUUACCUACUCUUGGCCAUCCUAUUUGUGAUUAGCCUCUCGCUGUCGUGUGGAAUACUGAUGAAACGUGGCCCCCUGGUUAUUCCAUUUUUGGCCCUGCAGUUUUUGGACCUUAUCAGCAGUUCAUUGAUGUUCUGCAGCAUUUAUAUCGAGCAACCUUUAAACCAAACCCCUCACGGAGUAACAAUAAAAGAUAAAUUGAUAGAGCCCAUGCUGCAAGCUCCAGCACAAAUAGUCUUUGACAUGUGCCUCAACUUUCUGAUUCAGUGCAGUUGCUUCUCCGCAUUCCCAUCUUACUUAAAGCUUGAGUAUGUCAGCUCCAUGAACUAUUUUCCUAGGAAAAAUACAUCUUCUCGGCAAUACAUCAUGGAUCUGAUUCUCUUCAAUGUCAUGUACAUUUCUGUCCUUAUUUUAAAGGCAAUUUUUAUUUCACACAUAUGGAAAGUAUUUGUAUCACUUCAUCAUACAAAUACUUCCAAAGAUGAAGAUGAAAAGAAACAGCACGAAAUCUCAAAGGUUGUGUUGCCCUCUUAUGAGGAAGCAGUCAGAUUACAAGCCAUUGAAUUCCCUUUUCCACACUCCACCAAAGAACCAAACAAGCAGUCCUUGCCAGCUACUGGCCCAACCCUUUGCUAGGAUAGAUGAUGACAAACAACAACCAGGCAAAUGUGCAGAGAGUAAAGAACAAUGGCAUAUUUAUGUCUUCCCUUAUAACUUCACUUAUCACACUCAUUAUUCACACACACCUAAGAAACAUUGAGGACGCAAAGAUAAUUUACUAAUUGAGAAGUUAUUGGUUGUGGCACUGUAUUUAGACUGAGAAUAAUAGUGGUUGAAAUACGCUUACUGUAAGUGGAAAAACACAUGCCAAAUUUGUUAAUGAAUUCACAUCAUCAAUUUACUAUGCAUAUUAUAAAGACUGUGUCACAAGUAGGAUCAAUAGAGGAUGGGGAUAGGAAAGGUGAAAGAAAAUAUCUUAUUUGGAAUAUUUUACUUUGUUUCUACCAAAAACCUAACUUUGAACCUUUCUAAUAAAGAAUGCUCUUUAGUUAUUAAAAAAUAUAUUAUCACAGCUGGAUUGCAAUGUAUUUCAUUGCAUGCUUCAGGCAAGAAAAGACUAUAAGAUGAAUAAAUUAAAGCUUCAGCAUAAAUUGACCGACACACACAAGGCCUAGGCAAUUGAAGCAGUGAACAACAUUUUUGAUUGGACCAACUACAAUACAGUCAGAUACAGAACAGAUUCUGAACACUUAUUUGCAUGAAUACAUUUGCUCAAAAUACCCCACUUUAGUUUUACUUAACAUUAAGAUUCAUCCAAAUUCUAAAAAAUCUAAUUGAAUCCUGGAUUUAGUGCAUCCCUUCUCUGCCUCAAAGAAACUCAAUGGUUAUGCAGCAGCUGGAGAACUGGCAGGGCCCCCCUGCAGAAUUUUUUUUUUCAGGUGCCUGGCACACACACUCACACACACGCACCUGCCCCUGCUGAUAGUUUACAGUGGGUGCACAGUCCCCCAGGGGAAAUGCUUCCACUAUAGUAACGCUAUUGGAAUGGUUAUCUACUUUAUAUUGCUACUGUAUAUGCAUAUGCUCCUGCUGUAUAUGAUCUAUUAGAUGAUGAUGAAUUGAGAAUGCUAUAAAUGACUGUUAACAUGUGAAGGGCAAUGUUUUAUGUCAUGUGUAAUAAGGGACUGCAAGUCAAAAACUUGAGUAGAGCAAAACUAUGUGAGACACCUUGCUAACUUCACUCAAAAUUAAGUCACAAAACCUACCAUAAAAUUGGUGAAACCUACCACAGAGCCUUACUCGAGGUGUGUAUCCAGAUCCAAAUAAGUAGGUCACAAUGUAAUUUAGUCUUAGAACCAAUGGGCAGAUUUAUUAAAGGGCAAAGUGGCUGUCACUAGCGGAAAUUCGCCAGAAAUGAACAUUAGCAAAAGUUCGCUAUGAAAUGCUUGCUCUGACAAAUUAACGCUAGAGAAACUUUGCCAGUGUUCAGCUGCUGGGAUGCCACUUCGCAUUUUUAACGAAUUAGCGUAGUGGUAGCGAAUUGCCGCCUGGUGAAGACUUCACAGGCAAAAAUUCUCCCUUUAGUGAAUUUGCCCGCUGGCUGGGCUACUGUUGGAAAAAGUGCUUGCUUUUUAAUUCUCCAUUCCUGCCUUGUUUUUUUUAUGUAGACCUGUUAUGGUGAAUAUGUUUGAAACCACUGCCUCAUGAAUUUACUGAUGAAUUUAUCACAAAGCAACAAAGUAUUUUUAGCUAUAUCUAUAAUACAGUUUGGAUGAUCAGACAUGGAAUGCUGCCUUUUGUAAUACUUUCCCACUGAGCAGAGAGUGUAGAUCCGUCACCCAAAAGUAAAAUUCAGAAAGCGAAAUAUGAAUAUAAAAUUAACAAUUGACAUCUACCCUGCUCCUUCUGCAGUAUAAAGUAUUCAAAUUCUGUGGAUUUAAAAUUAGUUUAUGAGACGGCUUUUAGUGCAAAUGCUUUUUUUUGUAACUUGUUCCUGUACCUGCAUAAGAAACUCUGCCCAUCUUAAUGGCAUUUACUCCUAGUGCACCAAUUCAGCCUAAAUAGAACCAUAAAGAUAUAUCUUUUUUAUAUAUAAAAAUGCCAAUCUGUUAUUUCAAAUGCAAUGAAAUAAAAUGUCACUUUUCUCA